AUGAAGCAGAAACAGGCAGAAGUGGAGCUGAAGCUAGAAGAGGAAAAAACGAAGCUAAGAAUGUUGCAAGCAAGCAUGGACGUGAAGGUGGCUGCAGCUCGAGUUCGAAUUUACACUAAACUAGAAGGUGAUGUGGAGAACAUGAUUCUUAGUGAAAACAUCCAGCAGAAAGAGGACGGUCACUUGGAGAUGCCUCUCCCAUUUAAAGGCUGUAAUCCCCCGUCAUUGCCUAACAAUAAGAAGUUGGCCAUAAUUCGCCUGCAGCACUUAAAGAGGAAGCUCAAGGCAAAUCAACAGUUUUAUGAUCAUUACAAGGCGUUCAUGGAGGACGUGAUCAACAAAGGGGACGCAGAGCCAGCCCCAGAGGUAUCUGUCAGAGAGGUUGUUUGGUACAUACCCCACCAUGGUGUGUACCACCCGAAGAAACCUGGCAAAUUGAGAGUUGUAUUCGACUGUUCGGCUAAAUUUUGUAGCAUAUCGUUGAAUGAUACUUUGCUGACAGGCCCCGAUAUGAUCAAUUCCUUGGUGGGAGUUCUCUGUCGUUUCAGAAAAGAGAAGGUGGCAGUCAUCUGCGAUAUUGAAAGGAUGUUCCAUCAGUUCCUCGUUACACCUGAAAAUCGCCGCUACUUGAGGUUUCUAUGGUGGGAGCAUGGAGACCUUGAUUGUGAGCCUAAGGAAUAUCAGAUGGCUGUCCAUCUCUUCGGCGCCGCUUCCUCUCCAGGGUGCGCUAACUUUGGUCUGAAGUAUCUUGCACAGCAAUACAAGGCACAGUACCCCUCUGCAGCAGCAUUUGUUGAAAAUAGUUUCUAUGUCGAUGAUGGGCUAGUGAGUGUUCCAACAGUUAAGGAGGCCUCUGAACUGAUAGUUGAAGCACAAGAGUUGUGUAAAAGAGGGGGCCUACGACUCCACAAAUUCAAUUCGAAUGAAAGUGAGGCUCUUCAUUGUCUUGAGGCAUCCGAAAGGGCUUCGAGGGUCGGACAUCUUGCCCUCAAUCCUGAUUCAGCAUCAGUAGAACAUGCACUGGGUAUUCAGUGGCUGAUUGAAGAUGACCGUUUUAGCUUUGAUAUAAACCUGAAAGACCGACCAGACACACGGCGUGGCAUUCUAUCAGUCAUAGCUUCAUUGUAUGAUCCUCUGGGCUUUGUAGCUCCAUUUGUCCUGAGUGGAAAGUGCAUUCUGCAAGAACUAUGUCGUCGGAGCAUUGGAUGGGAUGAUCUACUCCCUGAGGACUUGCUUCCACGGUGGGAGGAAUGGAAGACUGGUCUCCGAGGUCUUAAAGGAGUCUGGAUCCCAAGAUGUUAUUUCCCACAAGACUUUGGCAAGGUUGUGAGGGUAGAAUUGCACCACUUUGCAGACGCUAGUAGUGUAGGCUAUGGUGCAUGCUCUUAUCUUAGAUAUAAGGAUGUUCGGAACAAAAUUCAUUGCAGUUUUGUCAUGGCGAAGGCUAGGGUUGCGCCAUCAAAGAUUACAAGCAUUCCCCGUUUAGAACUUUCAGCUGCUGUGGUUGCAGCUAGAUUGAGCAGCCUGCUGAAGUCAGAACUAAAUAUGAAGAUUGACGAGGAAUUCUUCUGGACAGAUUCUCAAGUCACUCUAGCAUACAUAAACAAUGAAGCAAGGAGAUUCCACAUCUUUGUGGCAAAUCGUGUUCAGCUUAUACGAGAGUACACCAAUCCAAACCAGUGGCAUCACGUCGAUACUACAGAAAAUCCAGCUGAUCACGCCUCUAGGGGGCUCCAUGCAUCAGACAUUUUAGCAUCAACCUGGCUAUCGGGUCCUGAAUUUUUGUGGAAGGAAGAGAUCAAUCCGGAACCUACUUUGUCACCUGACCUAUUGAAUGCGUGGGAACAGAUUUGUAGGCGGAUCUUCUGCCAUGGAUCUUGUGCACGUCAAGCGAAGCGACGCAUAACGGUCGACCACCAGAGAAGACACGAAAAGAAUGGGGCACAGGAGAAGAUACAACGGGACAACGAGAAGAGAAAACCGCAAUUAAACGGAUCCUCGGAUGUAAAUAUCCAACGUGCUGUGGCACUCCGUGGCCUUCCUUUCUACCUCCAUGAAGAUGAUGGCACUUUUAUAAAGACAUGGGAUGGAUCCUCGGAUGUAAAUAUCCCACACACUGUGGCACUCAGUGGCCUUCCUUUCUACCUCCAUGAAGAUGAUGGCCCUUUUAUAAAGACAUGGGAUGUCUCUCAAUCGGAGUUCAAGAUGAGGAAACCCAGCCCGAUUUGUCGCCGAUUGGAUCUUGCUCUGCAGGCUGGAAUCCUGCACAUUUAUCUCUUCUGCUUCCGUUCCACUUUUGCUGGAACCAAUCGCAUCCUGGCUUAUCCAUCAGACGCACCAGGAUCGUGGUCUGAUUGGUUGAAGGACUAUCCAAGCGUACAGAGACAUUUGAACUAUGCAAAUUCAUCACGCCUCUUGUCCAGUAGAAAUACAGCGCAGACUCCCCAGACAAAUGUUCAAUCUCAAAAGACUGAGCUUGGUGAUAGCCAAGCUACGAACUCCAAUGUUUUUGUAAUGUAUUCAUUAAUUGUUCCCUGAACAUAUUCAAUGAUUUGUUGAUGGUUGACGUUAUUGUCCAAUGUUUUUUUAUAAUUAUUAUUUUAAUACUAUCAUCUCCUACCA
This is a messenger RNA of Sardina pilchardus (European sardine), 2622 nucleotides long. RefSeq lists its product as uncharacterized. The record is from RefSeq and is a predicted model, not a curated record. The transcript has 6 exons. Lineage: Eukaryota; Metazoa; Chordata; Actinopteri; Clupeiformes; Clupeidae. The coding region runs from base 1 to 2538 and encodes 845 amino acids.